CUGGUCAAAGUGCGUGCAGACUAGUUGGCCAAAGUUGAGGGCGGCGACGUCUCGGGGAACAGCUGUUUGCGUUCGGGGCGGAGGCGGCGCGCGAGCUCCUUGGCCACGAGCCAGCGAGCCUAGAAGGGUGGAGGUUCUGGAUCCCAGGGGAAGAGGGAGCGAGAAGGCGGGAUGACGCGGGGACUUCAGACUUGAAGCUUCUGUCCUUCGGCUCACGUCCCGUCGCGCUUUCGCCCCUUCUCGGUGACCUCAACCCCUUUAUACCGACCCCACCUCUUAGGGGCCGGGAGUACCGCCCCUGUAGGGGGAGGGGAGGAGGAGGAGAUUUCGAACGCGGAUUGAAUCGUGUGGGCACCCGUAGUUGGGAACCGUGGAACACUGGUCCCGGGGAAGGAGGGAGGUGCCCGAGCUCGGAGGCUCCGGUGGCCCUCGCGGAGGGCCGGGCCUUUAGUGGCUCCGCGUGAAGAACGCGGUCCUGAGCCGGACCCAGGGGCGACGCGCGGAGCGGCUGGUCCAGUCAUGGCAGACUACUGGAAGUCACAACCGAAGAAAUUCUGUGAUUACUGCAAGUGCUGGAUAGCGGAUAAUAGGCCUAGUGUUGAAUUUCAUGAAAGAGGAAAGAAUCAUAAGGAAAAUGUGGCAAAGAGGAUCAGUGAGAUUAAACAGAAAAGCCUGGAUAAGGCAAAGGAAGAAGAAAAGGCAUCAAAGGAGUUUGCUGCAAUGGAGGCAGCUGCCCUGAAAGCGUACCAAGAGGAUUUGAAAAGGCUUGGCUUAGAGUCAGAAAUUUCAGAGCCAAGCGUAUCACCAGUAACUAGCACUAUGCCACCCCCCUCUGCAUCAAAUCAGCAGAAAGAAAAGAAGAAAAGGAAAAAAGACCCUUCAAAGGGCAGAUGGGUAGAAGGCAUAACCUCUGAGGGUUACCAUUACUAUUAUGAUCUUAUCACAGGAGCAUCUCAGUGGGAGAAACCUGAAGGAUUUCAAGGAAACUUAAAAAAGACAGCAGUGAAGACUGUUUGGGUAGAAGGUUUAAGUGAAGAUGGUUAUACCUAUUAUUACAAUACAGAAACAGGAGAAUCCAGAUGGGAAAAACCUGAUGAUUUCAUUCCACACUCUGGCGAUCUGCUUUCUAGUAAGGUCAAUGAAAAGUCACUUGGCACCCUAGAAGAGUCCAAAUCAUCAGACUCACAUAGUGAUUCUGAUGGGGAACAGGAAGCAGAAAAAGAAGAGGUCUCUACAGAAACACAAAAGCCAAAAAUAAAGUUUAAGGAAAAAAAUAAAAACAAUGAUAAGGGAAUUGAACCAGAAACACAGAAAGAAAAAAAUGCCCUAGAGCAGAAUUCAUCAGGUCCAAGUGCAGAAAAAUCCAAAGCUCAUAAAAAAUCGAAUCCAUAUGGAGAAUGGCAAGAAAUUAAACAAGAAGUUGAGUCUCAUGAGGAGGUAGAUUUGGAACUUCCAAGCACUGAAAAUGAAUAUGUAUCAACUUCAGAAGCUGAUGUUGGUGGGGAACCCAAAGUGGUAUUUAAAGAAAAAACAGUCACUUCUCUUGGAGUCGUGGCAGAUGGAGUGGCCCCAGUCUUCAAAAAGAGAAGAAUUGAAAAUGGAAAAUCUAGAAAUUUAAGGCAACGAGGUGAUGAUCAAUAAUUGUAAAAGAGCUUUUUGUACGUGCUUUUUGGGCAGAAUGGAGACUAUCCAACCUAAAGCUCCUCCGUGGUUGUUUCUAAGUACUUGGAUGCUAAAAAUUUAGAUUUAUUCUAAAUGUAUUUUAUGUGAAUUUAAAAUAAAUCUUUUUUCAUGUGAAA
Ceratotherium simum simum (southern white rhinoceros) is the source of this 1799-nucleotide messenger RNA. It is a transcript of the gene WBP4, whose product is annotated as WW domain binding protein 4. Gene Ontology annotation, biological process: mRNA splicing, via spliceosome. The record is from RefSeq and is a predicted model, not a curated record. Lineage: Eukaryota; Metazoa; Chordata; Mammalia; Perissodactyla; Rhinocerotidae. Gene Ontology annotation, molecular function: RNA binding; zinc ion binding; protein binding. Gene Ontology annotation, cellular component: precatalytic spliceosome; nucleus.